Messenger RNA from Trichechus manatus latirostris (Florida manatee), 1884 nucleotides. RefSeq names its product synaptotagmin like 1 (gene SYTL1). Gene Ontology annotation, cellular component: exocytic vesicle; plasma membrane. Gene Ontology annotation, molecular function: neurexin family protein binding; small GTPase binding. The record is from RefSeq and is a predicted model, not a curated record. NCBI's taxonomy places the organism in Eukaryota, Metazoa, Chordata, Mammalia, Sirenia, Trichechidae. Gene Ontology annotation, biological process: exocytosis; intracellular protein transport.
AUGCCCCAGAGAGGCCACCCAUCUCAAGAGGGGCUCCUCUGGGCCGUGCCCUCCCUACCCAUGGCGCAUGGGCCAGAGCCUGACAUCGACAGUCUGCUGGACCUCAGCUUCCUGACAGAGGAGGAGCAGGAGGCCAUUGCCGAAGUCCUGAAGCGAGAUGCCCACCUGUGCCAGCUGGAGGAGGGGCGGAUCAGCAAGCUUCGGGCCUCACUGGCAGAUCCUGGGCAGCUGAAGACCCUGACAGGUGACUGGUUCCAGGAAGCACGGUCCCAACGGCACCACCAUGCCCACUUCGGCUCUGACCUUGUCCGAGCCUCUAUCCGCUGGAAGAAGAGCUCCAGGGGUGAGCAGGCUCUGGGCAGUGAUGGCAAAGCUGAGGUUUCUGGAAAAGAGAAAGAAGAGGAGCUGGAGCCCAGGCUCCCCAUAGACGAGGUCCCUCAAGAGAGGCUGAGCGAGGCUGAGGGACCUGAUUUCCCCCCACCAUCUGCCCCCCUAAAGGCUUCUGAUUAUGAGGAGGAGCCUAAGGCCCAGGAAGCCCCCAGCUCAGGGGGCGUGCAGGUCUACGCAGAAGAGGCGGACCCGGAGCAGUCUUCGCCGGGAGAGAAGGAGCCGCGGCUGCCGCCAGCCCAGGCGGAGGCAGCGUCCGAGACCCUGGAGAACGGGGAGGAGGCCCUGGGGCCCGACCCCUCACUCGACCGCAUGCUCAGCAGCAGCUCCUCGGUGUCCAGCCUCAACUCCUCCACGCUGAGCGGCAGCCAGCUGAGCCUGUCCCGGGAGGCAGAGGCGGGAGCGGUGCAGGUGCGUGGCUCCGUGCACUUUGCGCUGCGCUAUGAGCCGGGAACCUCGGAGCUGCGCGUGCACGUGAUCCAGUGUCAGGGCCUGGCCACGGCCCGGCGCCGCCGCUCCGACCCCUACGUCAAAAGCUAUCUCCUCCCGGAUAAGCAAAGCAAGCGCAAGACGGCGGUGAAGAAACGGAAUCUGAAUCCAGUCUUCAAUGAGACUCUCCGGUACUCCGUCCCGCAAGCCGAGCUCCGGGGCCGCGUACUGAGUCUGUCCGUGUGGCACCACGAAAGCCUAGGUCGCAACAUCUUUCUGGGCGAAGUCGAAGUGCCCCUGGACACGUGGGACUGGGACUCUGAGCCCACCUGGCUCCCCCUGCAGCCCCGGGUUCCGCCCUCCCCCGACGAGCUUCCCAGCCGUGGGCUGCUCUCUCUGUCCCUCAAGUAUGUCCCCGCGGGCUCCGAGGGCGCAGGACUGCCCCCGAGCGGGGAGCUACACUUUUGGGUGAAGAAUGCUCAGGACCUCGUGCCACUGCGCUCAGGAUCCCUGGAUACUUACGUACAAUGCUCCGUGCUGCCAGAUGACAGCUGGGCCAGCCGCCAGCGGACAAGGGUGGUGCGCCGCAGCCUUAGCCCGGUGUUCAACCACACCAUGGUUUAUGAUGGCUUCGGGCCCUCAGACCUGCGCCAGGCCUGUGCUGAGCUCUCCCUGUGGGACCAUGGGGCCCUGGCCAGCCGCCAACUGGGAGGCACACGCCUCAGCCUAGGCACUGGCAGCAGCUACGGACUCCAGGUGCCCUGGAUGGAUUCCACACCUGAGGAGAAGCGGCUAUGGCAGAUACUUCUGGAGCGGCCAUGUGAGUGGGUAGAUGGCCUUCUGCCCCUCAGGACGAACCUGGCUCCCAGGACGUAGCUGCUCCAGAAGUCCCACCAUACCCCUCUCUCUGUACCCCCAUCUCAGGUUCUACCCUUGGCUAGAGUCAAUAAAGUCUGUUCUACGGGCAACAAGGGGCUGAUGUCUGCUGGAGGAGAGGGUGACAGCAGGAGACAGGGAAGUGAAGGGGGCUUGGGACAGAUGAAGGAACUUCAGACUCAGACACAAACA